Symbiodinium necroappetens is the source of this 1587-nucleotide messenger RNA. The record is from the annotation of a GenBank genome assembly. NCBI's taxonomy places the organism in Eukaryota, Dinophyceae, Suessiales, Symbiodiniaceae.
AUGACGAGCUUCAACCGCAAGACUUCACCCAACGACGAUCGAUUGACACCCUCCCCCUCCGCUUCUAGUGUGAGCCGCAAUACGUCGGGGUCCAUCGCGGUGCAAUCAAACGGCGAGUCCAAAAAGAACGAUCCGAAUGAUGAGUCACGUCUGCCGAUGCCUUCGGACACGAUGCCGUUGAAGAUGCCGGACGACAACGACCCGGGGCAGUCCCCGCCGGAGCGCAAGCCCGAGCCCUCGGACACGCUCGAGAUCCUCCGCGGCACCCCCGUGCCCGAGGACGAAGACGCCGACGCCAGCUCGGGCAGCGGCACGUCGAGCGGCUCCCGAGGCGGCACCUCCUCCGGUUCCACGAACGCCCCGACCUCCUCGGUCGACACCAUCCUGGGUCGCCUCGUCGUCGAGCAGGGCCUCGCGACCGAGGGCGAGAUCGCCGAGUGCAUCAGCCGCAAGCGCGAGGACGCGUCGGAUCGCUCCCUCGCGGACCUGCUCGUGCGGAACAACAUCGUCACCGACCGCCAGCUCACCCGGCUCAAGUCCGCCGUCGAGGCGGAGCGAUCCGGGCAGAAGCUCCCGGGCUACCGGGUCAUCGGCAAGCUCGGCGCCGGCGCGAUGGCGACCGUCUUCAAGGCCAAGCAGAUCUCCCUGGAUCGCCUCGUCGCGAUCAAGGUCCUGCCGCGGAAGUUCUCGACCAACCCGCAGUUCAUCGAGCGGUUCUACGCCGAGGGGCGUGCCGCGGCGCAGAUGAACCAUCCGAACAUCGUGCAGGCGUUCGACGUGGCCAAAGCGGGCGAGUUCCACUACUUCGUGAUGGAGUACGUCGAGGGCGAGACGGUCCACGACGCGAUCGUCCGGGACAAGCGCUACAACGAGGCCGAAGCGCUGGACAUCAUCAUCAUGACGGCCGACGCGCUGCGCCACGCCCACGAGAAGGGCCUGAUCCACCGCGACGUGAAGCCCAAGAACAUCAUCAUCACGCCCAACGGCGUCGCCAAGCUCGCCGACCUCGGCCUCGCCCGAGCGAUCGACGACAAGGACGCCGCCCUGGCGGAGAAGGGCAAGGCCUACGGCACGCCGUACUACAUCUCGCCCGAGCAGAUCCGUGGCGAGGUGAACGUCGGCCCGCAGGCGGACAUCUACUCCCUCGGCGCGACGCUCUACCACAUGGUCACGGGCAACGUGCCGUACAACGGGAAGAACCCCACCGAGGUGAUGCAGAAGCACCUCAAGGCCCCGCUCGUCGCCCCGGACCACGUGAACCCGAAGCUCUCGACGGGCAUCUCCGAGGUCAUCGAGAUGAUGAUGGCCAAGGACCGGCGCAACCGCUACAAGGACGCGGCCGACCUGCUGGUCGACCUCCGGGCGGUGCGGACGGGCGAGCUCCCGCCCAUCGCGCACAAGGACGCCCCAGCCGAGACGCUCAAGGCGAUCGCCUCCUCCGAGGCGGCGCAGUCGGCGCCGAUCGCGGUGGACAAGACCCGCGAGCCCUCGCCCUUCGCGAACAAGACCGUCCAGUCCGUGAUUUUCGGGCUGGCGAUCUUCGGGCUCGUGAUGACGGGCGUCGCGUUCAUCGCCCUGUUCAGCUAA